AUGAUGAACGAAAUAUUAUCAUCUGGUGAAACGACAGAUGAGGACGAGGUUGAUAGAAAUUUUGAUGCCGAAGCAAAAUUAAUCAUACCUUACCAAAAAAAAUCUGCUGAUAGAUACCUGCAAGUCUAUGAUAAUUAUCAACGAUGGAGACAUGAAAAUAGAAAUGCUUUGUCAACGUCUGAAGAAAAUAAUUUAGUUGUGUAUUUCAAAUGUUUGAGUACCAGGAUAAGUCCACCCACUAUGUGGAGUAUCUGGUCGAUACUCAAAAAAACAUUGAAAACAAAAGAUGAUAUCGACAUUAGUGAAUUUCAUAAUGUGAAAAGCAUGGUUAAAAAUAACGCCAAAGGUUAUAAACCAAAAAAAUCUCUUGUGUUGACGUGGGAUGAAGUAAUGAGAUUUAUAAAUGAAGCACCAGAUUCUAUGUAUUUAGCUUCAAAAGUCAUCUUGGUCUUUGGAAUCUGUGGAGCUACUAGAUGUGAGGAGCUCAAAGAACUGAAAGUUAAGGAUGUAGAAGACCUCGGUGGCAAAUACCUUGUUUCGAUUAAUGAGUCAAAGAAUGAUGUGCCACUUUUUACACUCAAAUAA
This is a messenger RNA of Cotesia congregata, 585 nucleotides long. Lineage: Eukaryota; Metazoa; Arthropoda; Insecta; Hymenoptera; Braconidae. The record is from the annotation of a GenBank genome assembly.